AUGGCGGCGCGGCACAUGGACCACACGCAGUGGCUGGCGAAGCUGGUGGCCUUUGACACCACCAGCCGCAACUCGAACCUCGAGCUCAUCCACUACUGCAGGGACUACCUGGAGGGGGUCGGCGUCAAGUGCACGCUGAUCCACAACCCCGAGAGGACGAAGGCGAACCUGUGGGCGACGCUGCCGGGCGACGGCGGCGUGACCGACGGCGGCAUCAUUUUCUCCGGCCACACCGACGUGGUGCCGGUGGACGGGCAGAAGUGGGACAGCGACCCGUUCACGCUGACG
Trypanosoma conorhini is the source of this 288-nucleotide messenger RNA. Its product is annotated as glutamamyl carboxypeptidase. The annotation marks the transcript as partial. Gene Ontology annotation, molecular function: acetylornithine deacetylase activity. Lineage: Eukaryota; Euglenozoa; Kinetoplastea; Trypanosomatida; Trypanosomatidae. The transcript has a single exon. Gene Ontology annotation, biological process: L-arginine biosynthetic process. The record is from RefSeq and is a predicted model, not a curated record.